AUGCAACAACAGACCUUUCAUAGGGGGCCAAAUCAGACCACUAGUUUCAAGACUUUUCAGUCAGUGAAGCCCCCGGAGUUUAAAGGUGAGAUGAAUCCCGUAGCUGCAAGUCUGUGGCUUAAAGAAAUGGAGAAAGCCUUCACUUUGACCCAGGUAAGUGAUGAGCUUAAAACCGAGUAUGCUAGUUACUUCCUUAAGAAUGAAGCUAAUUAUUGGUGGGAGUCUACUCGGGCAUUAGAAGGAGAAGGUCCUGUUGAAUGGACCAGAUUUACAGAGUUGUUUUUGAAUAAGUAUUUCCCGAGUAGUUUGGCGAAUCAAAUGGAAAUUGAAUUUUUGGAGUUGAAUCAAGGAGGAAAGAGUGUGACUGAGUAUGAGAACAAGUUUACAGAACUUGCCCGUUUAGUGCCAGUAUAUGUAAGCACAGAGUCUCAGAAAGCUAAAAGGUUUCAGCAAAAGUUGAAGCCUAAGAUUAGGAGUGGAGUUGUAGCUUUACGACUCACUACAUAUACCUCGGUGGUCCAGGCUGCCUUAGUGAUAUAA
Messenger RNA from Daucus carota subsp. sativus, 540 nucleotides. RefSeq lists its product as uncharacterized. NCBI's taxonomy places the organism in Eukaryota, Viridiplantae, Streptophyta, Magnoliopsida, Apiales, Apiaceae. The transcript has a single exon. The coding region runs from base 1 to 540 and encodes 179 amino acids. The record is from RefSeq and is a predicted model, not a curated record.